This is a messenger RNA of Komagataella phaffii GS115, 2670 nucleotides long. Its product is annotated as RNA-dependent ATPase in the DEAH-box family. Gene Ontology annotation, molecular function: RNA binding; ATP binding. Gene Ontology annotation, cellular component: catalytic step 2 spliceosome; intracellular anatomical structure. Bases 1 to 2670 code for a protein of 889 amino acids. The transcript has a single exon. The record is from RefSeq and is a predicted model, not a curated record. NCBI's taxonomy places the organism in Eukaryota, Fungi, Ascomycota, Pichiomycetes, Pichiales, Pichiaceae.
AUGUCUGAGGGAACUGGUGGUGUUAGCAUUAGAAGGCAGCAUAUUAACUGGUCAGAUGAUAGUGAUGAUGAGCAGAAAAAAGAUACCAAACUCGAAUCUGUAGAUGACUUGGAUGAUGAUGAAAAACAAAGAGAUGAGUUUUCGAAAAGACUGAAAGAUCAAGAUAAAACUGCGAAUAAAGCACCCAAACCACGAGCUGAUGAUACCACAGAUAUGAAAGAAUUGAGAAGACUAGCGAGGGAGCAGUAUCUAACUAAAAGAGAGAAGGACAAGUUCCUACUUUUGAAACGAGAGGUUAAUGAACUAGAGGAAGAUGUAGCCAAGUAUGGAUGGGAGAAUUUGACAGAGAAGGAACGCUCUGAAAUCAGUUUUAAGAAGGAAAUUUUAGAGAUCUUUGAGAAAAGAUCUGAACUUUUGAAGGACGGAGAAAACUACCAAUUGCCAGAUGAUUCCACAGCGGAUAGAAAGAGAAAGGCUGAUGUACUUUAUUCAAAGGAAAAAUAUGAGGCUACAAAACAAACCAGAGAUCAAGCUUGGGAAAGUCAACAGAUUAGAAUGGCUACUACUGGAAAAGAACUUAAUUUGGAGGAAUUUAGCCUGCCAGACAGUAAGAAUUAUGAUUUUGUCUUUGAUGAAAAGUUCCAUGUCAAUUUCACUGGAAACAGUGAAGAACCGGCUAUUAAACAAGCGGAACAGAUGGAGAUUCAAGAUCUUAAGAAUCAAGAGAUCCGAAAUAUCCAACAAACUAGAGAAUCCCUUCCUGUUUGCAGGUAUAGAGAACAACUUUUAGAGGCCAUAAAGGACCACCAAGUACUCAUAAUUGUCGGUGAAACAGGAUCAGGUAAAACUACUCAACUUCCCCAAUUUCUUCAUGAAGCUGGGUACACAAAAAAUGGAAAAAAAGUAGGAUGUACUCAGCCAAGAAGGGUAGCAGCCAUGAGCGUUGCUUCUCGUGUAUCCAAAGAAGUUGGCUGUCCUGUUGGAACUACUGUGGGUUACUCUAUCAGAUUUGACGACAGAUCCACUGAUCAGACAGUAAUUAAGUAUAUGACUGAUGGUAUGUUGUUAAGAGAGUUUCUCAAUGACCCUGAAUUAAGUAGUUAUUCAGCCAUGAUGAUCGAUGAGGCUCACGAGCGAACACUUCACACUGACAUUCUUCUGGGAUUAAUGAAAGACAUCUGUAAAUAUAGAAAGGAUCUGAGAUUAUUGAUCUCGUCAGCUACAAUGAAUGCGGAAAAGUUUAGCAAAUUCUUCGACGAUGCUCCAAUUUUCAACGUCCCUGGAAGAAGAUUUCCAGUUGAUAUUCAUUACACCAUUCAACCGGAGGCAAAUUACUUACAAGCUGCGAUAACUACAAUAUUUCAAAUACAUACGAACCAAAAAGAAACUCCUGGGGAUAUAUUGGUAUUUCUAACAGGCCAGGAUGAAAUUGAAUACAUGCAAGAAAACAUAACCGACAUAUGUCGCAAACUGGGGUCCAAAAUUCAAGAAAUGAUCAUUUGCCCAAUUUAUGCCAAUCUUCCCCCUGAAAUGCAACAGAAAAUAUUUGAGAAGACUCCUCCCAAUGCAAGGAAAGUCGUCUUAGCUACUAAUAUCGCAGAGACAUCAAUUACCAUUGACGGCAUCAAAUAUGUCAUCGACCCAGGAUUUGUUAAAGAGAAUGUCUACAAUCCUGCAACUGGUAUGGAGAGUCUGGUGGUGACUCCAUGCUCCCAAGCAUCCGCUGAUCAAAGGGCAGGUCGAGCAGGAAGAGUGGGCCCGGGUAAAUGUUUCAGAUUGUAUACGAAGUGGUCCUACGACAACGAACUGCCUAAAAAUCCUACUCCAGAGAUUCUAAGGACGAACCUUACCAGUGUGGUUUUAUUAUUGCUGACUUUGGGGAUCAACGAUCUCUUGCAUUUCGAUUUCAUGGAUGCACCUUCUCCAGAGGCCUUGAUGAAGUCUCUGGAGUUACUGUAUUCUCUAGGAGGGCUAAACGAAAAAGGCCGGUUGACAAAAACAGGAAGGCAAAUGGCCGAGUUUCCAACGGAUCCUAUGCUAGCAAGGACUCUACUUGCCAGUGAUCAAUACAAUUGUGUUCAGGAAGUUUUGACUAUAGUUUCCAUGUUGGGAGAAUCUAGUGCCUUAUUCUUCAGACCAAAGAAAAACAAAGCUAUGGCUGAUAAGGCCAAGCAAGCAUUCGUAGUCGAGAACGGAGGGGACCAUAUGGUAUUGCUAACAAUCUUCAAUCAAUGGGUGGACACAGGAUAUUCAUAUCAGUGGUGCAAGGAUAACUUCCUGCAAUUUAAAUCGCUAUCAAGGGCUAGAAACGUCCGAGAUCAGUUAGAAAGAGUGUGCGACAGAGUUGAAAUAUUGAAUCACAAAGAAAAAUCCGAACACGGAAUCUCAAACCCAGGACAGGAUAGCAAAAACAGCAAACUACUGCCGAUUCAACGAGCGUUCAUCGCCGGUUUCUUCCCUAAUACAGCUAAACUGUCUAAAAGUGGGACUUAUAAGUCGUUAAAGGAAAACCAGUUAGUGUACAUUCAUCCUUCCUCGACAUUAUUUAAAGCUGUACCACCUCCAAGGUAUGUUAUCUAUCAUGAAUUAGUCUUAACGAGCCAGCAGUUCAUGAGAAACUGUAUCCCCGUUGAAGAAAGACUUCUUACCCCAUAUUUGAAUAGAAUGUGA